Molecule: messenger RNA, 606 nt
Organism: Phytophthora sojae
Lineage: Eukaryota; Oomycota; Peronosporomycetes; Peronosporales; Peronosporaceae
Exons: 2
Source: RefSeq, a predicted model, not a curated record
AUGGUGCAGAUGCACUUACUACACAGCCAUCACACUACCAGUGGGCAAAAGAAGAGGAAAAUGGUGGAACGCGAGCGCGUUCUCAGUGCUGCGUCUGGGCUUCGUGAGCAGCAGAUCGAGAUGAAGCGACAGCAGGAGCAGAUACAACAGCGCAAGUUGCAAGUCCAGAAGAUGUCGGAGGCCAUUCGACAGCAGAAUCAACGAGCAGUUCGAGCGAGGGCGGUGCAUUCUGCGGGAGUUAAUGGUCGCCGCCCGAAACCAAGCCAACGAUCCGACAGUGCGCCCAAUUUUCCCGAGCGCAAGCCUCCAGUCCCACGCUUAAAAGAAGAAGAUGACAGCGUGAUACAUGAUGAAGCUUCCAACCCCCCUGCCAAGCAGCAAACUGCUAAACGGAGACCCCCAGCAUCAACUCCACGUGUGUCGAAAAGGGAGAAGCGAUCUAUUAAGCCACCUGAGAACGACGCAGCAAUCCGAUCCAAAGAAGAACGGCGAGCAAUAGCGCGCGAGUACAUGCAGCUCCAGAAAAAUAGCCGGCGAAUCUGGAAUGCGAAAGUGAAGGAGCAAUCUCAACGCGAGCAAGAAAAGCGUCAACAACAACUGGAGGUG